Vespa velutina is the source of this 1920-nucleotide messenger RNA. RefSeq lists its product as uncharacterized. NCBI's taxonomy places the organism in Eukaryota, Metazoa, Arthropoda, Insecta, Hymenoptera, Vespidae. The coding region runs from base 451 to 1362 and encodes 303 amino acids. The transcript has 5 exons. The record is from RefSeq and is a predicted model, not a curated record.
CUCUAAUAUAUAUUUCCUUGUAAUAUAUUAUAUAAAAGUAAUUCGAAAAUGAAAAGCUUUUUUUUUAAAAUGAUUAAUUCAUUCUCGUCAAACAAAUUUAAUGUCUAGUUACAUAAUCGGUAUAUUUAUUAGGAUGUUAACUUGCAUAACAACUUAGUACAAAGCCUACGCAUGAGAUAUGUCACUAUUACACGUACGUAAAUUAAAAGGUAUUAUGAAAAAGGAGAGAAGAUUAUAAAAGAAGUCGAUGACCGUGCAUUACGUGUAUAUUGAUAUUACGUUAUGUAGAAAGCACCUUUCCUCGAUAAGGAGAAUUAAAAAAAAAAAGAAUGGUUUCAUGAGCAACCGAAUUCCGAUUGGCCGGGAAUCAGCGUGGGAUCUCUUGAUCGCGCCCUUAUAGAUCGGUUCACUCGAUCUUCUUGGCAAUCGUAUCUGGACUGGUGAUGCUGAAUGAAAGGCAGCUUUCUCAGCACCUUUCCUUUUCGCUCGAUCAUGCGAAUUUACUUUCUGAUUGGUGUCAUUGCUCUCGCUACUGCAUUGGAGGAUGCUGUUUCACAACGCCAGAUUAAUGGAGAUCAUCUUGACCAGGAAGAAGGUGUAAUCGAUAAAAUAUUUAACAUUCCAAUUACGGCGGUUAAACAAACUGCAAUAGCGGCGCAAUCGUUCACACCGGAAAAUAAAGAAACGAUCGACAACAUUUUUCAGAUUCCAAUUUCAACGUUGGAGGCCGUUGGAAGACUCGUAAAAACAACUUCGUCACAAAGAUUAGAAAACGCUGAUGAAAUUCAAAAGAGACGUCAGGAGAGACGCGAUAGGAUACAGGCUCAACGAGAGGAACAAAGAUUAAGAAGAGAGCAAAUACAAAACGAACGAUUGCAAAAGAAAGCAUUGAGAUAUCCGAGACAUCAUCAAAAUGAUCCUUUUGGAUUAAAUUCAUUGACGAAGCUUUUUAUUGGCCAUCAUGGUGCCAUUUACAGACCUCAACAAAUACAUUCUUUUCUUGGAAAUUAUCAUUGUUGUCUGAGUGAUGGUCAUGGCGGUAAUCAUGGAAUUCAUGGAAGCCAUGGAGGUGUACAUGAAAUUCUUGGUGGUGGCGGACAUGGUUCUAACAUAUAUCAGGUACACGAAAAUAUCGACGAAGGUAAUGGAUCGGUUGGAACAUUUUUCGGGCAUUUUUCGUUGAAUCCAUCGAAAGAUAAAAUUCAGAAUAAGAUAGCACCGUCGAUCAAUGACGAACAAAAUGAUCCAAUAUUUGACAAUAUUUCGACAAGGAGAAAGGACAGAUCUAGAUAUCGAUACGACGAGCACCCACCAUUAGAGAAUAAAAUAGCUCCACGAAAUACCAAGAUUACGUUUGUUUGAACCUACUUUAAUUUAAUUUUUUCUAGAAUUUUGUUUACAAUUUUAUAUAUAUAUAUAUAUGUAUAUUUUUUUUUAUUAUUAAUAUUAACUUUUACAACGAACGAUUUUUAAGAUUAUAAAUUGCGUCAAACGUAAUUAGUCAUUUUAUAAAUUCUCAUUUUAUAGAUUAUUAAUCAAUCAUACAUAGUUUAUCGAAGUAUUUCGUUCUAUUGAAUUUCAUUAUCAUAGGAAGUACGUCACAAGAAUUAUCCAACCAAUGAAAACCGGUUAGAAUAUAAUGUGCAUAUAAAAAUAAUAAUAAAUUGCAUAUAAAAAUGCAUUUAUUCGUUUACGGUAAUGGACAAAUGUGAGAGUAAAUAAUUUGUUUUUUUAUUUCUCUUUUCUUUUUCUUUUUUUUUUUUUUUUUCUUCGUAUAAAUUUAAUGUCAAUGUAAAAUUAGUGCGAAUUACGAAUGAUUUUUAGCAAUGAGUUGAGCAUAAAUCAUCCUCGAGAUAAAAGCUCGAAUACCUUUGUGAAUAAUUAUAUUGAUUGAAUAAAAAAAAACAAUGACGCUGAUUC